Molecule: messenger RNA, 2818 nt
Organism: Callithrix jacchus (white-tufted-ear marmoset)
Lineage: Eukaryota; Metazoa; Chordata; Mammalia; Primates; Cebidae
Gene: BBS2
Product: Bardet-Biedl syndrome 2
Biological process (GO): non-motile cilium assembly
Cellular component (GO): ciliary basal body; membrane; BBSome
Molecular function (GO): protein binding
Source: RefSeq, a predicted model, not a curated record
GUUCCACCGCGCAGCCGCAGAAGGCUCCGAGGCGCUAAUGCGCAGCCGCAGAAGGAGCGGACUGGUCUGCGCAGCCGCAGGCGAAGCCGGCGGUAUCUGGACAAGUUCUUCCCGGGCUGUUUCGCCCGCGGCCUCAGGAGGUUGGGCCUGGGCGGGUCUUGACCCUGCACCUCUCACCCGGGCGCGUGAGGCCGGCUCCGCUGCGCUGGCCUCGAGGCGCCAACCCUCCUCCCCUAAGCCGCCGCCAUCAUGGUGCCUGUGUUCACCCUGAAACUGCGCCACAAAAUCAGCCCCCGCAUGGUGGCCAUAGGGCGCUACGACGGGACUCACCCGUGUCUGGCGGCCGCCACCCAAGCUGGCAAGGUUUUUAUUCAUAAUCCUCAUACACGGAACCAGCAUUUCAGUGCAUCCAGGGUCUUCCAGAGCCCCCUGGACUCUGAUGUUUCUCUUCUCAACAUUAACCAGGCAGUCAGCUGCCUGACUGCAGGCGUAUUGAACCCCGAGCUUGGCUGUGAUACUCUUUUAGUGGGGACACAGACUAAUCUUUUGGCUUAUGAUGUCUACAAUAAUUCGGAUUUGUUCUACAGAGAGGCAACAGAUGGGGCAAAUGCAAUUGUGCUGGGGACUUUAGGAGACAUUUCUUCCCCUCUUGCAAUUAUUGGUGGCAAUUGUGCUCUGCAGGGUUUCAAUCAUGAAGGAAGUGAUCUCUUUUGGACGGUUACUGGAGACAAUGUUCAUUCCUUGGCCUUGUGUGACUUUGACGGUGAUGGAAAGAAAGAGCUUCUUGUUGGAUCUGAGGAUUUUGACAUCCGAGUUUUUAAGGAAGAUGAGAUUGUGGCAGAAAUGACAGAAACAGAGGUAGUCACCUCUCUUUGUCCCAUGUAUGGCAGUCGAUUUGGUUACGCCCUUUCCAAUGGCACAGUUGGAGUUUAUGACAAAACAGCCCGAUAUUGGAGAAUUAAAUCGAAAAAUCAUGCCAUGAGCAUUCAUGCUUUUGACCUUAAUUCUGAUGGAGUGAAUGAACUGAUAACUGGUUGGUCCAAUGGGAAGGUUGAUGCUCGAAGUGACCGAACUGGGGAGGUCAUCUUCAAGGACAAUUUUUCUUCUGCAAUUGCUGGUGUGGUAGAAGGAGAUUACCGGAUGGAUGGCCACAUACAGUUAAUCUGCUGCUCAGUGGAUGGGGAAAUCCGGGGCUACCUGCCUGGCAUGGCUGAGAUGAAGGGAAACCUCAUGGACACCAGUGCAGAGCAGGACCUAAUUCGAGAGCUGAGUCAGAAGAAGCAGAAUCUGUUGCUGGAACUCCGUAACUAUGAGGAAAACACCAAGGCUGAAUUGGGCAGUCCACUGAAUGAGGCUGAUGGUCAUCGGGGCAUAAUUCCAGCCAAUACCGGGCUCCACACCAUACUCUCAGUCAAUUUGGGGAAUGAGACCCAAACUGCUCAUACAGAAGUAUGCAUAUCUACUUCUAAUGACACCAUCAUCCGAGCAGUACUGAUUUUUGCAGAGGGAAUUUUUGCAGGUGAAAGCCACGUGGUACAUCCCAGCAUUCACAACCUCUCCAGUUCCAUCCGCAUCCCUAUUGCGCCUCCCAAAGAUGUCCCUGUGGAUCUGCACUUGAAAGCAUUUGUGGGUUACAGAAGCAGCACCCAGUUUCAUGUAUUUGAAUUGACAAGACAGCUCCCUCGAUUCUCCAUGUAUGCACUGACCAGUCUGGACUCUGCCAGUGAGCCAAUCAGUUAUGUUAACUUUACCAUUGCAGAACGGGCACAGAGGGUUGUUGUAUGGCUCAGUCAGAACUUUCUGUUACCAGAAGACACUCACUUUCAGAAUGCUCCAUUUCAAGUGUGUUUCACAUCUUUACGGAACGGUGGCCAUCUGUAUAUAAAAAUAAAGCUUAGUGGAGAGAUCACUAUAAAUACUGAUGAUAUUGAUUUGGCUGGCGAUAUCAUCCAGUCAAUGGCAUCAUUUUUUGCUAUUGAAGACCUUCAAGUAGAAGCGGAUUUUCCUGUCUACUUUGAGGAAUUAAGAAAGGUGCUAGUUAAGGUGGAUGAACAUCAUUCAGUGCAUCAGAAGCUCAGUGCUGACAUGGCUGAUCAUUCUAAUCUGAUCCGAAGUUUGCUGGUCAGAGCUGAGGAUGCUCGUCUGAUGAGGGACAUGAAAACAAUGAAGAGUCGUUAUAUGGAACUCUAUGACCUUAAUAGAGACUUGCUAAAUGGUUAUAAAAUUCGCUGUAACAAUCACACAGAACUGUUGGGAAACCUCAAAGCAGUAAAUCAAGCAAUUCAAAGAGCAGGUCGUCUGCGGGUUGGAAAACCAAAGAACCAGGUGAUCACUGCUUGUCGGGAUGCAAUUCGAAGCAAUAACAUCAACACACUGUUCAGAAUCAUGCGAGGGGGGACAGCUUCUUCACAGGAGAGGAAAAUGUAGGUCAUGAAGUUCCUGGAAAAGGUUUUUGUUAAAAAUCUAUGCUGGUUUACUUUGGAUCACCCCCUUGUGAACCCAGGGUGCUAAGGAUGAAAAUAACCUUGGUGAGUUGUGCAAGUUAAAGACAAAGAACUACAUUUGAAGAUAUAUUUGCUUGCUAGUUUUAAGUCAGUAGUACUGUUGCUGAAUGAUACUGGGUUUCUAUGGAAUCGGAUGAAUGCUUUUGAAGUAUUAGGGCUUCAAAGUCCAAUUUUUGCUUAUUUAUGGUAUAUUAAUACAUCUUUUUUCUUGAAAUUGUAAUUGAAUUUAUACUUUUUAAAUAAUCUACUUCUUCAUUAAAAUGUAAAGAUGUUAAACUGUGUUGAUUGAUUAUAAAAUCACUAUCAAAUCAGAA